CUGCACCACACAAGAGUAGCAGCAGACGGGUGGGCAGGUGGCCUGAGAUGAAAAAUCCUGAGCUCUACUUUUAUUUUUACGGCUGUAGUGAAAGACUGUUUAUUUAUUUGUGGAUUUACAAUAGACUGUGAUGAUAUUUUCAUGCCGACCUGCGCAGAAAACAACACAAUGGAGGCUCACUGAAGAUUCAAACACAUUCAGAUUUGUGUUAUGUGUAUCUUUUGAUUUCCCGUCUCAUUUAAAGCAAAAAAAGGAGGAAUUCCGCCUUUGUCAGCUCUUCUCGUUCCUGUUGGGGCUUUCACUGUUUUGUGAAAGGAGCUACAAUAAGGAAGGAAGAGUGAGAGACAACGAAGACAGACUCCGAGAGCGAUAGAAAGGAGGGGAGAGUGUCAAGACGUGCUCAGUUGCGUUCAGUAGCAGCGGAGAAGAGGACGUUUUUAUCUGCUUUUCUGCUCGGUCGCGCACAAGCUGAGUCAGAAGGGAAUAAUAAGAGCAGGUGCCAGCCCCCUUCUCCGGCCUUGACUCCCGUUGUGUUCUCACCCAGACGCUGUGAGGGCGACAUCAUGGUUUGGUGGUUCCACAGAGACAUCACAGGCCUACAGGCCGAGGACUUGCUCAAGACUCAGGGUAUUGCUGGCAGCUUUCUGGCUCGACCCAGCAAAAAGAAUGUUGGGGAUUUCUCUCUUUCUGUCAGGGUGGGCGAACACGUGACCCACAUCCGCAUCCAGAACACGGGGGACUACUAUGACCUCUACGGCGGGGAGAAGUUCGCCACGCUGUCUGAGCUGGUGGAGUACUACACGGCCGACAACGGCAUCCUGCAAGACAAGGACGGCACAGUCAUCGAGCUCAAAUACCCACUCAACUGCUCCGACCCUACCACCGAGAGGUGGUAUCACGGCCACCUGUCUGGUCCAAACGCAGAGAAGAUGCUGAUUGCUCGGGAUGAGUCGGGCACCUUCCUGGUCAGAGAGUCGCUAUCCAAACCGGGAGAUUUUGUCCUGUCGGUUCUGACGGACGAGCGGGGCAAAACGGGGGCGAGGAGGGUGUCCCACAUCAAGAUCAUGUGUCAGAAUGAGCAGUACACUGUGGGAGGCUCUGAGAUGUUUGACACACUCAGCGACUUAGUGGACUUCUACAAAUUUAAAGGCAUCGAGGAGAUUUCUGGGAACUGGGUGCACCUCAAACAACCGUAUUACUCCACCAGAGUGAACGCGGCCGACAUCGACAGCCGAGUGAAACAACUGGACCAGACCACAACCAUGCAGCAGGAGGCCGAUUGCGGGAAAAGCAAGGCGGGUUUCUGGGAGGAGUUUGAUGCUCUUCAAAAGUUGGAGGCAAAGGUGAAAAAGAGUCGAGAGGAAGGCCAGAGACCUGAGAACAAGACCAAAAACAGAUACAAGAAUAUUCUUCCUUUCAAUGACACCAGAGUCAUCCUGCAGGACGCUGACCUCAAUGUUGUGGGGUCAGAUUACAUCAACGCCAACUACAUGCGAAACACCUUGUGGGAGUCGGAGAAUCAGAAAGUUUACAUCGCCACUCAGGGUUGCCUGGCAACGACCGUCGACGACUUCUGGCAGAUGGUGUGGCAGGAGAACACCAGGGUCAUUGUGAUGACAACGAGGGAGGUGGAGAAAGGGCGGAAUAAAUGUGUUCCGUACUGGCCCGAGAGCGAGAGCUCUAAGGAGGUGGGCCGCUACGUGGUGACCUCCAAGUCGGAGUGGGAAGCAGCCGAUUACAAAGUCCGAGUCUUGGAGGUGACGCUCAAGCCCAAACAUUCCCGCACCGUGUGGCACUACCAGUACCUGAGCUGGCCUGACCACGGCGUCCCCCAAGAGCCCGGCGGUGUCCUCAGCUUCCUUACACAAGUGAACGCCAAACAGGCUGAAUAUCCCGCUGCCGGUCCGAUGAUCAUCCACUGCAGCGCUGGGAUUGGUCGGACGGGCACCAUUGUGGUGAUUGACAUGAUCAUUGAGACCAUCAACACGAUAGGUCUAAACUGUGACAUCGACAUCUCCAAGUACAUCCAGAUGGUGCGCGGGCAGCGCUCUGGCAUGGUGCAGACCGAGGCCCAGUACAGGUUCAUCUACCUGUCCGUAUCAGAGUACAUACAGACCACCAAGGUCAAAGACAGUGCCUCCAUGGAGGCUGAGACAGAGUAUGAAAAUUUACGGCUCAAACACCCCCCGGUGAGCAGAAACAUCACAAAAUACCAGGAUUUGGAUGUGUACGAGAAUCUGAGCAAAGCAAAGAAAGACAAGAAGCCAAAGUCAGACAAGAAAAGUGGCUCAUUAAAGAAAAAAUAAGUUUUUUUUUUUUUUUUUUUUUUUUUUAAAUAUUUUUAAGUCAUCUUGUGUUAUUUAUGUCGGCCCAUGUUGCCUUUCACAACACAAACAAGCGGAAAUGCUUCAGCAUAAUUGGAAGACCACAACACAGUGACGCGCUCAAAAUGAGGAAAAUACAACUAUAACUUUACAGUCACAUUUCAAUGUGUACUGAACUAGUAUUUUACAUGUGCUGUUUUGUUUUACACUUUAAACUGCUACUGAAUUCCUCACAUGUACAAUAAAAAUGAACACAAGGAACCACUGAGAAUGUGAGUUUCUGUUAACAUAGAGUUUAAAGGUCCCGUAUUUUGGAUAUUUUGACCUCCGAGUGACUGUCUAACAUGGAGUUUGUAUAAAAGUGCCAAUUUCAUAAAAAAAAAAAAACAACAACUUAAUUUUGUCAUACAAGUGUCCAGAAAAGGCCCCUCUGACAGCUACUUCUGUUUGAUGCAGUUUUGCAUCCGCUUUGUCCAUAUUUGGCUAAGACCACACCCAUUUGGUUGACUCUGUGCAGAAGACCCACUUAUGAGAGCACACGUGUUUGUUAUGUUGACAGUGCUGGCUCGAGAGCGGGUUAGGGUUAGGUAGGCGGAGAUCUUCGCUAGUGACGUAGAUAAGCUUGAGAAAUUCGAAUGACCUGAUUUCAGGCCUCUUGGCAGAAAAACGUCGAACUCAAAAAUGCGUGGACAAAGUGGAACGUGUUCUGUGGUCCGACGAGUCCACAUUUCAAAUUGUUUUGGGAAAUUGUGAACGUCGUGUCCUCCGGGCCAAAGGAGAAAAGAACCUUCCAGACUCUUAUGGACGCAAAGUUCAAAAGCCAGCAUCUGUGAUGGUAUGGGGCUGUUAGUGCCAAUGGCAUGGGUAACUUACACAUCUGUGAAGGCACCAUUAAUGCUGAAAGGUAUAUAAAAGUUUUGGAGAAACAUAUGCUGCCAUCCAAGCAGCGUCUUUUUCAUGGACGCCCCUGCUUAUUUCAGCAAGACAAUGCCAAACCACAUUCUUCACGUGUUACAACAGCGUGGCUUUGUAGUAAUAGAGUGCGGGUACUAGACUGGCCUGCCUGCAGCCCAGACCUGUCUCCGAUUGAAAAUGUGUGACACAUUAUGAAGCGUAAAGUACGAAAACGGAGACCCCGGACUGUUGAACAGCUGAAGCUGUACAUUCAGCAAGAAUGGGAAAGAAUUCCAUCUACAAAGCUUCAACAAUUAGUGUCCUCAGUUCCCAAAUGUUUUUGAAUGUUGUUAAAAGAAAAGGUGAUGUAACACAGCGGUAAACAUGACCCUGUCCCAGCUUUUUUGGAACGUGUUGGAGCCAUAAAAUUCUAAGUUAAUGAUUAUUUGCUAAAAACAAUAAAGUUGAUCAGUUUGAACAUUAAAUAUCUUGUCUUUGUAGGGUAUUCAAUUAAAUAUAGGUCGGACAUGAUUAGCAAAUCAUUGUAUUCUGUUUUUAUUUAUGUUUAACAUAAUGUCCCAAUUUCAUUGGAAUUGGGGUUGUAUAUGGGACAUUUAAAUGCCAAUGUAAAUAAAUAACCACAUUGGGUUGUUUCAA
Messenger RNA from Phycodurus eques (leafy seadragon), 3875 nucleotides. It is a transcript of the gene ptpn6, whose product is annotated as protein tyrosine phosphatase non-receptor type 6. The coding region runs from base 564 to 2306 and encodes 580 amino acids. The record is from RefSeq and is a predicted model, not a curated record. Gene Ontology annotation, biological process: protein dephosphorylation. NCBI's taxonomy places the organism in Eukaryota, Metazoa, Chordata, Actinopteri, Syngnathiformes, Syngnathidae. The transcript has 16 exons. Gene Ontology annotation, molecular function: protein tyrosine phosphatase activity.